AUCUACCAUCGGGGCUGGUCUCUGAUUCUGAGAUCAUACACGCUAUUUUCAGCAUUAUUUUUCCAAAUCUUUUACAUCGAACAUAGGAAGAUUGCGGACCUUUUUCUAUUUUCCAUUUCCCUUUUGCUACCUUCUCAUCUCUUUUUCUGGAUCAGGAGGAACAAAGAGGAGACUAACAGGGUUCAAAGGAGGAGAGAGAUUGGCGAGACUCCUGUGAUUUGUGUGUUUUGUACCGCCGUUGCUGUUCCAUGUGUGUUGCGUUUGAUCAGAGCAGGCAACAGCAGCAGCAGUGAGGGAGAUAGAAAGCGACAGAGAGCGCCUUACCGCGCGAACUAGCCAGCAUGCACAAACAUCACCACUGCUGCAAGUGCCCAGAAUGCUAUGAAGUGACCCGCAUGGCCGCCCUGCGAAGGAUGGAUGCCCCAGCAUACGGAGACUGGCAGCCCGAGCCCUAUGGAUACCCGGCCGGCUAUGGGGCUGGCCAGACCUUACCACCCCAAACCUCAGGUGGAGGAGGGGGCAUGGGUGGAGGGGGUACGUUGGGGAGAAGUAAAGGGAAAAUUAUGUCGGCUGGGGGUCCUGGAGGCCCUAACCCGAAGAGCCAAUCCAAGGGCGGCCCCAAGGUGAAUGGUAACAACUCAGGAGGGCAAGGAGGAUGGUGGCCGGAGUGCACCUGUUCCAAUCGGGACUGGUAUGACCAGGCAAACCCUCCCCCCAUCAUUGUGAAUGCAGACUCACUGGAUGCAGGCCCUUAUGUGAAUGGGAGUGAUGGCAUGUAUAAAUAUGAAGAAAUCAUUUUGGAGAGGGGCAACUCUGGCCUUGGCUUCAGUAUAGCUGGAGGUGUGGACAAUCCACACAUUCCUGAUGAUCCAGGAAUCUUCAUCACCAAAAUCAUCCCUGGAGGUGCUGCUGCCAUGGAUGGCAGACUAGGGGUAAAUGACUGCGUUCUGCGAGUGAAUGAUGUUGAUGUAUCAGAGGUAGUGCACAGCAAGGCAGUAGAGGCUCUCAAAGAGGCCGGCCCAGUGGUCAGGUUGCUGGUACGCAGAAGACAGGCUCCUCCUGAGACCAUUUUGGAGGUCAACCUACUCAAAGGGCCUAAAGGCCUUGGCUUCAGUAUUGCUGGAGGUAUAGGCAACCAGCACAUCCCAGGCGACAACAGUAUCUACAUCACAAAGAUCAUUGAGGGUGGGGCAGCACAGAAAGAUGGACGUCUGCAGACAGGCGAUCGUCUACUGGCUGUGAAUAACAUUAUACUUCAGGAUGUGCGUCAUGAGGAGGCAGUGGCCGCCCUGAAGAACACUUCAGACAUGGUCUAUCUGAAAGUGGCCAAGCCAGGACCAGUCCAUGUCAACGACAUGUAUGCCCCACCAGACUAUUCCAGCACCUUUCCCACCAUGGUGGAAAACCACAUCGGACACAACUCCAGUAUGGCCUACAUGGGGGGCAUGGAGCCUAAACCAGUGUACCAGCCACCCCAGGUCACCCCCUCAAGAUACUCCCCGAUCCCACGCCACAUGCUAGGGGAGGAGGACUUCACCAGGCCCGAGCCCAUUUACAGUGACAUCCACAAACCUCAUGUGGACACCAGCCCUCCCUCCCCCCAUCUAUGCAGCAGGGGGUCUGGGGACGUGGGCUGCAGCCCCACCCCACCUGCUCUGUGUCAAAGCCUGGUCCCGUACACCGGCAGGGAGCCGCGGAAGAUCCUGCUGCACAAGGGUUCCACAGGUUUGGGUUUCAACAUUGUAGGCGGGGAGGAUGGAGAGGGCAUCUUCGUGUCUUUCAUCUUGGCAGGUGGGCCAGCCGACCUGAGCGGAGAGCUGAGGAGAGGAGACCGCAUCCUAUCGGUGAAUGGAGUAAACCUACGCAAUGCCACCCAUGAGCAGGCUGCUGCUGCACUGAAGAGGGCUGGACAGACAGUGACCAUCAUUGCCCAGUACAGACCAGAAGAAUACAGUCGUUUUGAAUCCAAGAUCCACGACUUGAGGGAGCAGAUGAUGAACAGCAGCAUGAGCUCUGGCUCGGGCUCCCUCCGCACCAGUGAGAAACGCUCCCUCUACGUCAGGGCUCUCUUUGACUAUGACAGGACCAGAGACAGUUGCCUGCCCAGCCAGGGGCUGAGUUUCUCUUAUGGGGACAUCCUGCAUGUCAUCAACGCCUCUGAUGACGAGUGGUGGCAGGCACGGCUAGUUACACCCCACGGGGAGAGUGAGCAGAUUGGGGUCAUACCAAGCAAGAAAAGGGUGGAAAAGAAAGAGCGUGCACGGUUAAAAACAGUCAAGUUCCACGCCAGGACGGGCAUGAUUGAGUCUAACAGGUCAGUCAAAGUAAAGCGCAAAAAAAGCUUCAACCUUUCACGCAAGUUCCCGUUUUACAAGAGCAAGGAAAAUAUAGUGCAGGAGUUGGUGGAGACAGAACAGUGCUUGACGUCCAACACCAGUGACAGUGAAAGCAGCUCCAAGGGUCAGGAAGACACAAUUCUAUCCUAUGAGCCUGUAAUUCGACAGGAGAUCCAUUACACAAGGCCUGUGAUUAUCCUGGGUCCAAUGAAGGACAGAGUAAAUGAUGACUUGAUCUCAGAGUUUCCCCACAAGUUUGGAUCUUGUGUUCCGCAUACAACUCGUCCUCGGCGAGAGAAUGAGAUGGAUGGGCAGGACUACCACUUUGUGGCAUCAAGAGAGCAAAUGGAAAAGGACAUUCAGGACAACAGAUUUAUUGAGGCCGGCCAGUUCAAUGAGAAUCUGUACGGGACCAGCAUCCUAUCUGUUCGGGCAGUGGCUGAAAGGGGGAAACACUGUAUCCUGGAUGUGUCUGGGAAUGCCAUAAAGCGACUGCAGCAAGCACAGCUCUAUCCAAUAGCCAUUUUCAUCAAGCCAAAAUCUGUGGAGGCACUAAUGGAACUGAAUAAGAGGCAGACAUAUGAGCAAGCCAGUAAAGUCUUUGAUAAAGCAGUGAAGCUUGAACAAGAGUUUGGCGAGUUUUUUACAGCCAUAGUCCAGGGUGACUCACUAGAGGAGAUCUAUAAUAAAAUCAAGCUGAUAAUAGAGGAGCAGUCAGGCCCUUAUAUCUGGAUCCCGUCAGCAGAGAAGCUCUGAGCUCGCCACCUCCACACAGCCCCGCCUGACCCCACACCCACCUGACACCUUUCCCUCCCUUUCACUGAUGUUUCAUAUCCAGUUUUAGUGUCAUUAUGUUACCCUCAAAUGGAAAAUGUCUUACCAUCAUUACUGUGACUGUGCACAACCCUGCAUGAGUUUCAGCAAUUCCAUUCAAGAUUGGAAAUGCCAUUCCUAAAGAAAUUUUUUUUUUGUCAUGUGUAAAAAAAAAAAAGAAAAAAAAAAAGGGAACAUUCUUUGUGAGUUUCGGAUGGACUUGUGAAGAUGAGAAUGUCUUAAUGAAGCAACAUUGAGGAGUGGGGAGUUCAAGAUAGACAUUCGGAAAUGGUGCCACAUUGUAGAAGUGAGAACCUUGUAUAUGUUCAUUCAGUUUCAUUGUAAAAUACAUUCAAGGAUGCGGAGCAAAGACCUACAAGGUUUUCUACAAGGACUAGAUACAUAUGAAGCCUGCUGAUGGUACCGUUGGAGUCACUGCUCUUGUUUAUAAGUGGAGAAACUUAAAAACUGGUGAUCUUCAGUAAUCACAAACCAGCGUGCUACAUUUGAUUGGGUGCCCAUUUGUUUAUAUGGUGCAGUCAACAGUGACACCUUUGGAGGUCGAAUAACAUGGAAAAUGGGGGUUGAGUCUAUACAUUUAUAUUACUGAAAUCACAUGGAAAAUAAAAAUCCUACAGAGAGAUUUAACUACAUAAGAAAUGAUACGGUACACAUUUUACACUUCACUAGAGUUGUCUACUUGGAGGGCUGUUAGAUUUCAUUUAUUUGUCUUUGGGUUUUUGAGUUAUUUCUUUCUUGUGGUUUUAGCUGCUCUGUAUUGAAGAUGGGGGUAGAGAGGUGUAACUGGGCUCUCUGCAGAACACCAAACUGCCUUAAAAUUAAUAAAUACUUGUGUAAAUUUACUGUCAAUUGUUAGGUAUAUGAUACAAUAUUCAACCUAUCAGUGCUUAGUGGGAGACUCCAAACUAUUUUAGUGCCAUUUGUGAGUUUCCCCAUCCUAUUUGAGGCCCAACUUGUGAGUGCAAUAGACUCACGUGUCUUACCUCUGAGAAAUCCUUUUUUGCAAAAUUUUCUGUAUUAAGUGACUGAUUUUUUAAAAUCCAAUUAUGGCAGCCGAGCCCCUCAUUGGAGUUGUUGAAAAGCAGACAGCCCACUUGCACUUCCUCUGCCUUCCACAACUAUAUUCUCUUCAGACUGAGUGGUAACAAGGUACUGUCCUGUUAGCUGCCUUGAAGCGCAGCCUUAAAACGGGUAGAAUCAAGACAAUAAUUGUACUGGAUGACCUUCUUGAUAUUAAAGAGUUAGUGGAGCCUGAAAUUGCCAGUUUUCCCCAGAACUCAAAGAUGGUUUGAUUAAAUCUGUUCUUUGUAAUGACAGCUUUUAAACUA
Messenger RNA from Myxocyprinus asiaticus (Chinese sucker), 4498 nucleotides. RefSeq names its product disks large homolog 3-like. Bases 342 to 3092 code for a protein of 916 amino acids. The record is from RefSeq and is a predicted model, not a curated record. Gene Ontology annotation, biological process: chemical synaptic transmission. Gene Ontology annotation, cellular component: neuron projection; neuromuscular junction; postsynaptic density membrane. The transcript has 22 exons. Gene Ontology annotation, molecular function: kinase binding. Lineage: Eukaryota; Metazoa; Chordata; Actinopteri; Cypriniformes; Catostomidae.